ACAGUGUCUUACUCUCCCUCCCCGACUCCCUCUCUGUUUUAAGUGGAGACUGGAGAGCUCCUAGAGUUUUUGACUAAAAAGGAAAGAAGAGGAGAAACAGCUUCUUCAGUAACAAAAAAUGAGAGCUGAUUUGGACACCCAAAAGAUCUAUUCCGGACUCUUCUUCCUCUGUCUUCUUUCUUUGAAUUGCUUCGGAACUUCAUUCGCAUCCUCAGAAUCGAAACCCAAGCUCACAAGUGCCGAAGUGGAGGCACUGAAGGAGAUUGGGAAGGGAUUAGGGAAAAGAGAUUGGGAUUUCGACGAGGAUCCUUGUGGUGGCGAAGGAAAUUGGAAUGUCCCUGAAACUAUGAAGGGGUUUGCUAGGUCUGUUAUCUGCGACUGCUCCUUCGACAACAACUCCACCUGUCACGUCGUCACCAUAGAAUUAAAAGCCCAGAAUCUGUCCGGACACCUCCCGCCAGAAUUUCAUAAGCUACCCUUCCUCCAACAUCUUGACCUUAGUCGCAACAUUCUCAGUGGUUCUAUACCUUCAAAAUGGGCUACCAUGAGCUUGCUCGACCUCUCUCUUAUGGGAAACCGCCUGUCAGGUUCAUUCCCAAAAGCACUAACAAACAUCACAACCCUCCGAAACCUGAGCAUUGAAGGAAACCGUUUCUCAGGAGUCCUUCCUCCAGAGAUUGGAAACUUAAUCAAUUUACAGAAAUUUGUCAUAUCGUCAAAUAAGUUCACAGGAGAGUUGCCUGUUGCCCUUGCCAAGUUGACCAAUCUCACUGAUCUGAGGAUAAACGACAAUAAUUUCUCUGGAAAGAUACCUGAUUUCAUAAGUAGAUGGAAGCAGAUUGAAAAAUUGCAUAUACAAGGCUGCUCUCUUGAAGGGCCUAUUCCUUCCAGCAUCUCUGCAUUGACGAGCUUAACUGAUCUGAGAAUCAGUGACUUAAAUGGGAGAGGAUCAGAUUUCCCUCCAUUGAGUAGAAUGGAGUCAAUGAAGAUAUUGAUACUGAGAAAAUGUUCAAUUUCUGGAAAUAUUCCUGAAUAUAUUGGUGAUUUGAAAAAGCUGAAAACUUUAGACCUUAGCUUUAACAACUUGUCCGGUGAAAUUCCAGAAUCCUUUUCCAAACUCGGGAAAGCAGAUUUUAUGUACUUAACUGGAAAUAAGCUGACUGGACCAGUACCUGAAUGGAUCCUUGGAAGAAACAAGAAUGUUGACAUCUCUUAUAACAACUUCACAUGGGAAAGCUCAGGUCCAGUUGAAUGUCCUCGAGGAAGCGUAAACUUGGUAGAAAGCUACUCAUCAAUAACAGACAAAUCAAGUAGAAUUCAUACAUGCCUAAAGAAGAACUUCCCCUGUUCUGCUCCUGCAAGUCAACAUCGUUAUAGCUUGCACAUUAACUGUGGAGGAAAGGAAACAAUUAUAAACCACACCAAAUAUGAAGGAGAUCUGGAAGCAAGAGGUGCUUCAAUGUUCUACUCUGGUCAAAACUGGGCAUUUAGUAGCACAGGGAACUUCAUGGAUAAUGAUGUUGAUGGGGAUGUCUACAUUGAAACCAACAAAUCUGCCCUCUCCAAUGUCUCCAUUCUGAGUUUGGAAUUGUACAAAACAGCACGUGUUUCUCCUCUCUCUCUGACCUACUAUGGGCUGUGUCUCAUAGAUGGAAUUUACACUGUGAAACUCCACUUUGCAGAGAUUGUUUUCACAAAUGAUAGUACAUUCAGAAGUCUUGGGAAGCGUAUAUUUGAUGUAUACAUUCAGGACAAAUUGGUCUUAAAAGAUUUCAAUAUUGAAAAUGAGGCUGGUGGACCUGGUAAACCAAUUCAGAGGACCUUUAUUGCAAAUGUGACACAUAGCACUCUGGAGAUCCACUUCUAUUGGGCUGGAAAAGGGACAACUGGAAUCCCAAUUCGAGGAGUCUAUGGUCCUCUCAUAUCAGCUAUAUCAGUGGAACCUAACUUCAAACCACCUUCAGUUGGUAGCAAGAAGAAAUCUGUCAUAGUUGUAGCCAGUGUCUUAGCUUCAGCAGCAUUUCUCAUCUUCUUAGUUUUGGGUAUCCUUUGGAGGAAAGGAUGGUUGGGUGGAAAAGCCUCCAUGGAUAGAGAGCUUAAAGGUAUAGAUCUACAAACAGGAAUAUUCACCCUAAGACAGAUUAAAGCUGCAACCAAGAAUUUUGAUGCUGCAAACAAGAUAGGGGAAGGUGGCUUUGGUUCAGUUUACAAGGGUCUAUUAUCCGAUGGAACAGUAAUUGCAGUGAAACAGCUUUCUUCAAAAUCUAAGCAAGGAACUCGUGAAUUUGUGAAUGAAGUCGGUAUGAUUUCUGCAUUACAACAUCCAAAUCUUGUAAAGCUUUAUGGUUGUUGUGUUGAAGGCAACCAACUAUUGUUGAUUUAUGAAUACAUGGAAAACAAUUGCCUCUCCCGUGCUCUUUUUGGUCAGGGUGCAACUUCUGCAUUGAAAUUGGAUUGGCCAAGUAGACGCAAGAUUUGUAUUGACAUAGCUAGAGGCCUAGCUUAUCUCCAUGAAGAGUCAAUGUUGAAGAUAGUGCAUAGGGACAUUAAGGCUAGCAAUGUGUUGCUUGACAAGUAUCUUAAUGCAAAAAUAUCCGACUUUGGCUUGGCAAAGCUCAAUGAAGGUGAUAAUACCCACAUAAGCACUCGGGUAGCUGGAACAAUAGGUUAUAUGGCUCCUGAAUAUGCAAUGCGUGGUUACUUGACUGAAAAGGCAGAUGUUUAUAGUUUUGGUGUUGUUGCAAUGGAAAUUGUUAGCGGAAAGAGCAACACAAAUUAUAGACCAAAGGAGGAAUUUGUGUAUCUUCUUGACUGGGCCUAUGUUCUGCAAGAGAGAGGAUGCCUGUUGGAAUUGGUUGAUCCAAACUUGGGCUCAGAAUUUUCAACAGAAGAAGCUAUGGUAAUGCUGAACGUGGCUCUCUUGUGCACCAAUGCAUCUCCUACUCUUAGGCCUACCAUGUCUCAAGUAGUCAGCAUGCUUGAAGGUCAAACUGCUGUUCAAGAUCUACUUUCUGAUCCAGGAUUCACAACUGUCAAUUCAAAAUUUAAGGCAAUUAGGAAUCACUUUUGGCAGAAUCCAAGUCAGACACACAGUAUGUCAACAAAUGGUCCAUGUACUAAUUCCUCUGGGUCAAAUAUUGACACAGAGAAUGGGCGUCUUUUAAGGAGUAAAUCACUUGGGUCCUUACCAUAGGUAUUGUAUGAUAUCAUAUAUGUCAAUGCACAUACUAGCGGGAGAAUCCCUUUGUUGUGUGACAGUGUACAGCAUCAAAGUAGAAUAUACACGCUUCAAAUUAUUCUUGAUUUGUGUUAAAUUUAUGGAGUAAAGUUGGGAGGAGAAACAAAGGAGAAGCAUUUUUAA
Nelumbo nucifera (sacred lotus) is the source of this 3361-nucleotide messenger RNA. Its product is annotated as Leucine-rich repeat transmembrane protein kinase. The record is from RefSeq and is a predicted model, not a curated record. Gene Ontology annotation, biological process: protein phosphorylation. Gene Ontology annotation, molecular function: ATP binding; protein binding; protein kinase activity. Lineage: Eukaryota; Viridiplantae; Streptophyta; Magnoliopsida; Proteales; Nelumbonaceae.